Molecule: messenger RNA, 1194 nt
Organism: Rhagoletis pomonella (apple maggot)
Lineage: Eukaryota; Metazoa; Arthropoda; Insecta; Diptera; Tephritidae
Exons: 2
Coding region: 31-1134 (367 amino acids)
Biological process (GO): sensory perception of taste
Cellular component (GO): membrane
Source: RefSeq, a predicted model, not a curated record
GCACAGCGGCGCUUCCAACGCUCGCUGCCAAUGCAAAUCUACGCGUUCACUCUGAACGCCCUUAUUGUUGCCACUAUGCCGCUAACCUACAUGCAAAGCUUGGCGUUCUUAGAGGCGCUCAGUGUAAAUCGCUUGAUGUUCAUCGUAAACGCCGUCAAUUUAACACAGCUGAACGUGCUCACAGCGCUUACCAUAAUUUUGCGAUGGAAGCGCGAAGGCGGAAUUCUCGAAAUGCUCACGCAGCUGCUGGACUUGGAGUGCGAGUACUUUGAGGUGAGUGUGCCAGCGUCGCUGAAGCGAAAUUGCGCGCAAUCGUUUGGCAAGGCUCUACUAUGGACAAAAUAUUGCAGCGUGGUCGUCCAGACGUGCCACCACAUUUAUUCUUUUUUUGCUUUUACGCCGUCGUUCGAUUCAUUAGCGUGGCUGUACUGCGCCCAAACGAUCUGCGUAAAUGGUGUCCUCUUGCAUACGGUGUUGCACUACUUUCUGACUAUGUGGUACGUGUGGGAGCGCUUUUGCUGGCUGAAUGCGCAACUGCGGCGCAUCUUCAAUCUGCUUCUACUGUUGGCGGCUAAAGAGCAUCAUUACACACCUGGGUUGCGGCAGCGCCUGCAGCGUCGCCUAGCGCAGGAGCUCUUAGACGUGGCGCGCGUACAUCGCCGACUCACUGUACUGGUAGAGCGUUUCACCAACUGUUAUCACCUGCAAAUUCUUACUGCACUAAUUAGCAAGGUUAUCAAUAAUAUUUCCAUCGGUUACUUGAGUUUUAAGUAUGGGAACAACCCGAAUUUAGAAGAAUUUAACGCUUUGGACCUAAUCAUCAGCACGGUGGGAUUUAUAUUUAUUAUUUCGGACUCAUUUCUCUUGGAUACACUGUGCGAUCGGUUGGUCAAUGCAACACGUGAAACGGCAGAGAUGCUGAAGCGUUUCGAUGAGCUGCCCGAAAUGGACGACGCAGUGGAGAACGCUUGUUUCUUGCUCUCCCAGCAAUUGCGGCAACACCAGCUGAGGAUUAGCAUUCUUGGCAUGAUUGACAUAAAUAAGCGGCUCUCCUUCUUGGUUUUCGGCGGACUAGUGAAGAAUAUUUUGUUGCUGCUGCAGUGGGAUAUUGGAAAGCAAUUCGAUGAAAAAUAGGAACUGAAGUAUUGCAAGAUAAAAAUUGAAUUUCGUAAUAAAGGAACUACCCUUAACGAG